Molecule: messenger RNA, 3452 nt
Organism: Gossypium arboreum
Lineage: Eukaryota; Viridiplantae; Streptophyta; Magnoliopsida; Malvales; Malvaceae
Product: protein KINESIN LIGHT CHAIN-RELATED 3-like
Molecular function (GO): protein binding
Source: RefSeq, a predicted model, not a curated record
GAAUGCCUUCUAUAAAAUCCAUAGAGAUUGAUGACCAAGACCUCACUGGUAUUGGACGAGGUUGCAGUAAGCCUGUAGGUGCAACAUUUUCUGACUUGUAUUUUUGACAGGUGGAACAUUCUUUUGUCCAACGCUUAAGGUCAUUUGACAGUCCCUUCCAAUACAAUAGACUGCCCAUUCUCCUAUUGGUAGCAUGGAUACCAGAGUGCCCUCCCAAAGCACUUGCAUGGAAUAGCUAGAAUAGUUCUUGCCUGAGGUUAUUUUCAUCACCUACCACGAUUUUGCCUUUCCUUCUAAGGAAUCUACCAUCCCAGCUGUACUUUGGGUGCUUAGCUCCCUGUUGUUGCACCUUGAGACAUAACUUGUGUGUUUUUGAAUCCUUUAGGUAAGAAGCUUGGACUCUUGCAAGUAGUUGAGAGCUAAUGGCACUGCUAGUGAUUUGAAAGAGCGUGGGUGUUUUACUUGAAGAGAUUUGAGAUUAAUUUAAGACGAGACGUGGGGAUUUUUUUUAAUUUAAAGGUUUGGUUUUUUUUUUUUUUUUUUAAUUUGAGAUUUGGGAACGUGAGUCCCAAAUUGAUAAAGGGCAUUAUCGCCCAACUGAAAACUACGGGCCAGCGUAAACUUGCCUACUGUUCUUAUACGGAUACGGUUCCGACUUAGAUUACCUUUCCCCCUUUUCUUUCUGACAUUCAAACCCCUGCAUAUGCAAAACCUCCCUCAGUUUUAUUUUUAUAUUAAAUUUACAGCUUCAUUUUCUCAUUUUUGCCCUUUGAUAUUCCGCUUCUGCUUCUUUUUCCAGGUUCUGGCUUUAUUUAUACCAAGCCUAAAGUUAGACAUGAUAAAACCCAGUAUAUGUAAAACCCAGAGAAGAUAUCACCUUGUUUGUCGGUUUAUACAUGGCUGUAAUGUGGAGACAAGUUUAGGAUUUUUCGUAGAAAACGAUGCCCGGUCUUAUUAUGGAUGAUAAUAAAGAAGAAGCAGAUGUGAAUGAAGUGAAUGGGACUUCAUCACAUAUUAAGGAAAAUGUGGUUUUGAAUAAGUCCCCUAAGAGCGCAAGACUGCAAAGCCUUCGUGGUGCAGAAUCUGCUCUUCACCUCAAUAAUGGGAUGAAUCAGGCUGACACCUCCAUUGAGCAGCUUUACGAGAAUGUGUGUGAUAUGCAGAGUUCUGAUCAGUCACCCUCAAGGCAGAGCUUUGGAUUAGGUGAAGAGUCUAGGAUUGAUUCGGAAUUGUGCCAUCUUGUUGGAGGAGAGAUGAGAGAAGUUGAAAUAAUGCAAGUAGAUAUAGAUAAACCAGAAGAUGAUAGUAAUAGUAAUUCCUCUUCUAAGAAGGGAGGCUCGUCUAGUGGUAAGAAGUCAGGGUUGUUGGACAAGAGCCAAUCUGCAAGUGCAAAAUCCAUUUCUCCAGAUCAUGUCAGGAAAUCGUCUCAAUCACAAAUGGUCUCUGAAGUAUCAACAAAACUCAGUCUUAAGGGAAAAAGUCCACCUGAGAAACCUCCCAUUAACAAGCGGAACAAUAAGAUUCUGAAGAAAUCAAACACAGGAAUUGUAUCCAUGAAGAAAGGGAAAGGGUCGAAGUUACAAAAUGGAACUGAGGAUGCUUCCGAGUCGUGGUUAGGUAGUCCUGAUCUUGGACCAUUUUUACUCAAGCAAGCUAGAGAUUUGGUUUCUGCAGGAGACAAUCCCCAGAAAGCUCUUGAAUUGGCACUUCGAGCGGCAAAAUCAUAUGAACUUUGCGCGAAUGAGAAACCCAACUUAGAACUGGUCAUGUGUUUGCAUGUUACUGCAGCAAUAUUUUGCAGCUUAGGCCAGUACAAUGAGGCAAUUCCUCUUCUUGAACAAUCAAUUGAGAUUCCACUGAUUGAGGAAGGCCAGGAGCAUGCCCUCGCUAAAUUUGCUGGUUAUAUGCAGUUGGGUGACACUUAUGCAAUGCUAGGAGAGCUUGAGAACUCAAUAACUUGUUACACCACUGGCCUUGAAGUCCAGAAACAAGUUCUUGGAGAAACAGAUCCCAGAGUUGGUGAGAUCUGCAGGUAUUUGGCUGAAGCUCAUGUGCAGGCAUUGCAAUUUGAUGAAGCUCAGAGGCUAUGUCAAAUGGCUCUUGACAUUCACAGAGAAAAUGGUUCAUCAGCUCUUCUUGAAGAGGCAGCAGAUCGGAGGCUCAUGGGUCUCAUAUGUGAAACAAGGGGAGACCAUGAGGCAGCUUUGGAACAUCUUGUUUUAGCCAGUAUGUCCAUGGUGGCAAAUGGCCAGGAGGCAGAAGUGGCUUCUGUUGAUUGCAGCAUUGGAGAUGCAUACCUAUCUUUGUCUAGGUAUGAUGAGGCUGUUUUUGCCUAUCAGAAAGCACUCACAGCUUUUAAGACAACCAAAGGAGAGAAUCAUCCAGCAAUUGGAUCAGUUUUUGUCCGGUUGGCUGACUUGUAUAACAGGACAGGGAAAUUAAGGGAAUCAAAAUCAUACUGUGAGAAUGCUCUCCGAAUCUACGAAAAACCCACGCUUGGGAUUCCUCCAGAAGAAAUUGCAAGUGGCCUCACAGAUGUUUCUGCUAUCUAUGAAUCAAUGAAUGACCUUGAUCAGGCAAUCAAGUUGCUACAGAAGGCCUUAAAAAUAUACAAUGAUUGCCCUGGUCAGCAAAGUACAAUUGCUGGAAUUGAAGCACAGAUAGGAGUAAUGUAUUACAUGCUGGGGAACUAUUCAGAAUCUUACAACUCCUUCAAAGGUGCCAUUUCAAAGCUACGUGCAUGUGGACAGAGGAAAUCUGCCUUCUUUGGCGUUGCUCUCAAUCAGAUGGGGCUAGCUUGUGUCCAAUGCUACGCUAUACAUGAGGCUGUCCAGUUGUUCGAAGAAGCCAAGAGCAUAUUGGAGCAAGAGCUCGGACCGUACCACCUUGAUACACUUGUUGUUUAUAGUAAUCUUGCAGGCACUUAUGAUGCAAGUGGCAGAUUUUUUAAUCUUCUUACCGUGAUUGCUGUGAUAUAUGGUGUCAACAGGUUGGAUGAUGCCAUUGAAAUAUUGGAGCAUGUUGUUCAAAUGAGAGAGGAAAAACUGGGGACUGCUACUCCUGAGGUUUAUGAUGAGAAGAAAAGGUUAUCUGAAUUAUUAAAAGAAGCAGGAAGAGUUCGGAGCAGGAAAGCCAGAUCAUUAGAAACCCUUCUCGAUGCCAACCCUCAUAGUUUAAAUGGUGAAGGAAUUAAGGUGUGAUAAGGAUGAAUUUAUGUAUUUAUGAUUGAAGAUAGUGUAUUAUAGGACCCAUUAAACUGAAAGAAUGGAAGAAAAGAAAAUAAAAAAUAAAAAUAGAUUUUUUUAUUGGCAUGGGAAGAAUAUAAAGGGUGGUUGGGAGGGAUGAAAUAACUAUCUGGAGAUUUUGCUGUACUAUUUGUUGUAAUCCUAUAUUGAUUGAAGGUUGCUUUUAAUUAUAUUCUAAUAAUUUGUGAUGUUAUUUCUAUAAUAAAA